ACGAUGGUGAGGUAGAUCCAGAUUAUAAUGAGGACGAUUAUAGUAACUACGAUAUUGAUCCAAAUAUUGAGUUAUCGGAGGAACAGAUACCGGUCCAAAGUCACUUAAAGUAUCCUGAUAAAGAUAGUCCAGAUGACUUUUGGGUGUUGCCUUCCGGAAAAUCUAUUGACAUAAUAAUUCGUGCCCCUAAAAAUCUACACAAAUCACAGCAACAAAAGGAUUGGGAUUAUUUAAAUUCAAGUGUCGAUUAUCCGCAUUAUGAUUUAUCAACUGAGAUCGAAGAUCUUUUCAUAGUACUAUUAGAUACCAUUUAUCUUAAAGCAAGCGCAAAUCAACGAUUAUUACGACGUAAUCUUAAACCUGAUGAUGAUAAGCCCUUGGGCAUGAAAGUCGAUGGUUCUUUCCAGUUCCCUGAUGAGAGAGGACUCGAGAUUGGCAUGGUUGAAUUAUCUGGUGGCUAUUUAACCAAUGAUCUGCCUCGCUAUUUAAAAGAUCACGUAAAGGGGUAUUGGGGAUGCCGUGAUCUCCUUAAUGAUGUAAUUACAAAUUUUAAUCAUGAUGAUACCCUCAAAGUACUUGAGGAAUUCAAAAGGUCACAUCGUCGAAAUACACUUUUACGCUUUCAAUCUAUAGCAUUAAAAAAUUAUAUUGGUGAUGCUAAGAGUUCGCCACAAAAACCUACAGGAAAAAAAUCACGUAUCAUAAAUCCAGUGGAGCAUCAUAUGCACCAUGAUCAUGACGAUUCUGAUUAUGAUGAUCCGCCUUCACCAUCCCCAUCGGGACAUUCUAGAUAUCCUCACCAAUUGAACUCUGAUUGA
Molecule: messenger RNA, 818 nt
Organism: Racocetra fulgida
Lineage: Eukaryota; Fungi; Glomeromycota; Glomeromycetes; Diversisporales; Gigasporaceae
Source: the annotation of a GenBank genome assembly